AUGGCAUCAAAACCGUCAGAAGUGCCCAAUUUCACAAUCAGCGAUUAUGUCAAGUUCUUUGGCGCUGGCGCCCUCGCGGCGACGUCUACUCAUGGUGCUGUGACGCCAAUUGAUGUCGUCAAGACCCGAAUCCAAGUCGACGAUGCCUUGAAGGGAUACAACAUGCUCUCAGCUGGUCGCAGCAUCGUCGCCAAGGAGGGCGCAUCCGCGCUCCUCACUGGCUUUGGCCCAACUGCGGUCGGCUAUCUCGUACAGGGUGGUGCCAAGUUCGCCGGCUACGAGUACUUCAAGAAGAAGUACAUCACCAUGCUUGGAGGCCCCGACAAGGCUGUCAACCACCGAACGGGCGUUUACUUGACAGCCAGUGCAUCGGCCGAGUUCUUCGCUGAUAUUCUUCUCUGCCCGCUCGAGGCUACGCGAAUUCGACUCGUUUCGCAAAAAGGAUACGCCACCGGCUUGUUCUCAGGCUUUGGAAGGAUGGCACGCGAGGAGGGCAUCAGAGGAUUUUACUCUGGUUUUGUACCUCUCUUGUUCAAGCAAAUUCCCUUCGCCGUCGGCCAGUUCUCCGUUCACGAAGCCGUUAACGAAGUCAUCUUCCGCUCCAUGGGCCCCGAGCGUAAGGAGAAGCUCACACAGCUUGAGUCGACAGGAGUCGAGCUUACAUCUGGUGUCAUUGCUGGUGCUGCCGCCGCCGUUCUUUCUCACCCUGCUGAUACCCUCUUGUCGGCCAUUAACAAGGGUGCCGGCGAUAAGAGCCAAGGCGCAACCAGCCGUAUGUUCCAGCUUGCGCGCGAGUUCGGACCCAAGCGAUUGCUGCUCACUGGACUGGGACCUCGUCUGGUAAUGACAUGUGGUCUGGUUGGUGCCCAGUUUGUUGUAUAUGCGCAGUGCAAGGCCUUCACAGGAGCACCACCAGGUAUUGAGAUUCACAAAGAGGCAUCUCUAUAA
This is a messenger RNA of Fusarium sp. VM40, 948 nucleotides long. Lineage: Eukaryota; Fungi; Ascomycota; Sordariomycetes; Hypocreales; Nectriaceae. The record is from the annotation of a GenBank genome assembly.